Molecule: messenger RNA, 4116 nt
Organism: Perkinsus marinus ATCC 50983
Lineage: Eukaryota; Perkinsozoa; Perkinsida; Perkinsidae
Exons: 23
Coding region: 1-4116 (1371 amino acids)
Source: RefSeq, a predicted model, not a curated record
AUGCCCUCGAGCCGUGGGCAGCUGGGACAAGCAGUAGCGGACUUGGUCAACGAGGCUGAGUGGAACAGCACGGACGCUCUGGGCGUGAUAAGCCAACCUGGAUAUGUUCCGGCCACAUGUCGCCUCACAUUCCGGGAGGGUAUGGUGAUGUAUGGCAACACUGUGGUGUACGUCGGCAUCACUGUGGACAAUCCCUCUACAGCGCUACAACAGUCCGAUAGUACCAAUGUUUGGACAUUUGAAGUGAAUCAGAAAGACAGCGGGCCGAGUUAUGAUAAGGCAGCUUUGAUGUUUACUCUGUCGCAACCCACGACGACGACAGCGUCCUUCGCGCCUGUCACUGAUCCUGAGCAUUUCAGUGCUAAUGUGGCGGUUCUUGGAAAGCUGUCGGACGAAGUCAUUAUUCCCACCAAUUUCGCCGUAGAGGCUUGGAAUGAACUGCAGGUCUUUUUCAAGACGGAACAAGAGUGCGGUAGCGCUGAUGAUGGUGCUGCACAAGUGUGGAUUGAAGCACCUGCGGGUUUUGACUUUUCUAACUAUUGUUCGCUCCUUACGCUUGACGACGGCUAUUUUGUACCGGAACCGGCGAUUCCCACGAAGAGGUUACCAGUUGGCACGAAUAUUAAUUGUCGUGGCGCAGCGACUUUAACUUUGGCUGCAUCGAGCACCCUAUAUAACGUUGCUCGGGUCGCUACGACCAGCCGUAUAUUAGGAGGACAGUUUUACGCGUUCGGUCUGCAAGUUCGGAAUGCCGCUGAGUAUGAGCAUGGUGGUAGAUGGACCAUCACGACUCGCACAAAAUCGGGCUCGCCAUGUGAUAGCAGUUUCUACAGCGUGAGAAUGAACCCUCAGGAAGCAGUGGGCAGCAAUAGCAAGUCUUGGGGUGUUUACCAACGAGCAAUGCCGCGCAGUAACUUUGGUAUCACCUUGGUCGACUUGAAACCGGCGGUUUUGGAGACGGAUUCCCCCACUGAUAUAAUCGUCUUUCCUAUAAUCGUCCAGAAGAACACGAAACAGAAUUUCAGGAUUGUGGCGCCUGGAGGAUACAAAUGGGAGUUCACUAAUGAGGAAUUCAAGGGCGGAGGAAUAGUCAUUGAAGGACCAACCGAUUUCAUUUUCGAGAAGGAGUGCACGGCUAUCACAUUCCCUGACUUUACGUCUUUACCAACGGAUAGUUACUGCCGAUAUGAAAUCGACCAGACUGCUCGUGACAUACCCGUGGUCACCAUCACCGCUGGCGUUAGCGGCAUCGCCGCUGGCAUGUACAAGUUCUGUCUAACCGUCCAGAAUCCGAGUACAGUCAGUGAUACCAUCGGUAUGUGGACAUUCCACAGCUACGCCCUCAUCAGCGGAAAGACCUAUUUAGACUAUUCAACGCAGGCACCUGGGUUUUCCAUCAAGGGCCCAAUGCAUGCCUAUCGGUUACUGGAGCAGCGUCGCCGGGGAGAGUGUGGCGUCGCCUCAGUAUCGAGCACUUGUACUUUGGAAGAAUUGAGCUACUGGCUCACAGGGAGGGAUGAUCGUCCUGGAUUUGCUAAUCAGCUCAUAUUCGGAUUUGCUCUAACGCACGCUGGCCUCGAUGGUCAGCUGGUUGUCACAGCUCCGAUUGGCUUCGAGUUUGAUUAUGAAUGCGGAGUCGUCACGGAUUCCUCUCGGGUUCUCGAUGCUACCAAGUCGAUAGGCGACACAUCCCUUCCAGAUAGCUUCACCCAGCUUUACGAACCGUGGCCAGCUCCGCCGUUUGGGGAGAUUACGCGUUGUGCUGGCGAGGACAACGUGGCUCGUAUGGACAUCAGGCAGGGGCUUAAUGCAAGCAAAUUAUAUAUAUUCCGGCUUGGCAUUUUGAGGAACCCCAACGCGACGCCACAGCGCAACAAGUGGCUCAUCGAGUACGGGAAUGAAACCUCAGAGCCGAUCGAUGGUUUCCCGAUAUGGGCAUUCUACUAUGGGAAAAUUACGGCUAGUGAUACUAGCGCUAGCUCCAGCAUUCGACCUACUUAUAAUCUGGUUACUAUCGAACUUGGUAUUACUAACACUAUUCCGGGUGGAGGGCUCAUUGAAAUAGAAGCACCGACGGGCUUCCUGAUAGCUUCGGGAUGUGAGGCCACAGUCUUGGCCGGCCAAUCGAUGGUCGCUAAUGCGAUCUACAAAAUAACGGUGAUGGUCAGUAACCCUACUUCGAUAUCUCCUGUGAACUCUUGGACAUUCCAGUCUUAUGAGAAGGCUGAUGUAACUACCUCUACACUAGACUAUGCGCAGUUUCCAGGUUUCAGCGUAAACUUCGUCACCACCUCUUUCAAGAUGCUCUCUGCGUCCUCCCAUUACGGCCUCACCGAAGUCCGCUUGGAAUUUCUCAUGUCGUUUCCGGACGUCGUUGUGGCCGGUGACGAGAUAGUGCUACUAGCCCCUCGAGGCUUCAGCUUCAGCGAGAUUGGUAAGGAGGAGUGUAGGGAUUAUGCAUUGAUAUCACAUGAAGGAGUAUCACCAUCUACAGCCCUGGACCGGAGUCCUCCUGUAUGCUCUGCUAAUAUGAUUUCGUGGACUAUUCUGGAGGGAGCCUUGUUCGCUUCGACUCCUAUUCGCUUCGCGGUAUCAUCGAUGAACCCAGCGACUACUCCAGAUGAUAACACUUUCCAUGUAAAACAUAUUCAAUAUAAUGGGGGGGAUGUACGUGCUAGCGCCGUACUGUACGGGUACGCAAUAAUACCUCAGCUGAAGGAUGUGAGCAUUUCAUUGGUAGAGCCUCCAGUGAGAGCUGCGAACAGCUACAGUAUGAUCGAGAUCAAGCUAACUCCAAUAACCCUCGCUAACCUACUCUUGAUCAAGGGCCACAUUACUGAUCGGAUGAACUCCCAUUUUGGCAUGAAAGACGUCGUUUUACGGAUUCCCGCGAAUACGCAAUCUACUGAUGAGAUAAUCAAAAAAAGUGUCUCGGAAGUUUCCUUUCACCUGAGCGCCAUGCUGAUCGGCGAGAACUAUGUGUCGUUGGAAAUAACAGCGCCCAAAGGGUUCAAGUUUUCUAUCGGAAGCUCUUGUGUGACGAACUCCUCAACAGAGGAUCAGUGGUCGGUUUUUAACGACUGCAACGGCGAUGAGAAUGUCGCUACCCUCACUACAGCAACGAAUGUAUUGAAUGCAGGUCAAACGAUUAUCGAUAUGGUGUGUGUGAAUCCUGAUGCUACACCACUUGACAAUUCCUGGCGACUUGCUCUCUAUCUCGAUGCUAACAUUUCUCAUUACUGGUACAUUCAGAUCGAGGAGGGGUAUGAAAUUAAAGCGAUGGAGGCACAGUUUGUGGGCAGUAACCGUCUUGGCGUGAGCGCUCCGGGAUUUUUCACAUUCGUGUCUUCCCAGGGAAUAGUUGGUCCUAUUCAAAUCGAUAUAACACCACCGGUCGGGUAUGAACUGAAGUGUACCCCGUCGUAUCGUGUCGGUCUGUUGACGCCUCCUCAAUGCGAGGAACAGAUCGGCACUACGGGGUCAGCCAUCAAGCUUCACUUUUCUGAGGUGUCCAUCGAUCAAGGGAUUGGCUUCACUGUGGCUAUUGAGAUCGUCAACCCCGGUGCUCCGCUUACACCAGACCCUGAUACUGGCAUCAGUAGAAAUACCUUCGAGCUGAUACUUCGUGAUACAGAAGGAAACACCAUCGACGCUAAUAUGGCGGUCCUAGGCAUGGAUCUGGCCAACGUCCCGAUCAUUGGCUCCGCCCUAGCAUGGGAUGCUGUAGAAGCUCAGAGCAUCUCGAAAGUUCAAAUAGUCCUAAAAAUCAGCCGAGAUAUGCAACCUGAAGAGGUGCUCGAAAUACAUGUCGAGGCGCCCCAGGACGUGGCAAUGACCGCUCCGUCCAACGUCGUAUUGUCCGACAACAUCCCCGUAUCGGAUGUGGCUCCGGUAUCAGUAGCCGGAAAUCGCCUCAUUAUUCGUCUUAUGAGAGCAUCACUGAGUCUAGGACAAGUAACGGAAGUUGAAGGUCUUCGCGAGGGAACGGUGAUCAUUAAUUUCUCGGUGAAAAAUCCAUCCCAGCUGCCGAACGCGAACUACUGGGUUGUCAAAAUGCUCGGCGAGGAUCGGGUUUUGGUAUUUCAGCACGUUUUUGAAGGGUAUGCACUGAGCUAA